AACUCGAAUGCAUCAAUUAAGUGGCAAUCAAAUUCAGUGCGGUUUUAUUUUUAUAAAAUUUUACUAUAGUAAUAGUAAUCAUACAUACAUAUAUAUAUAUAUACAUAUAUAAUAUAAAUACAGUUUAUUCUCGUUGUUAUGUAAUAUUUAAUCUUUCAAUAAUAAUAAUAAUAGUAAUAGUAGUAUGUGAUAUAUAUUUUUUAUUUACGUUAAUAUACUGUUGUAUAAUUUCUUUCUCACAUCAAUGGCGCUAGGUGUUUUCGAUUAUGUGGUGCUUUUGGUCACGUUACUCAUGUCCGCGGCGAUCGGAGUGUACUAUCGGUUCACGGGCGGCAAACAACAAACGACCCAAGUAAAUAUAAAAAUACCACAUAUUUGUAUGUUAGUUGCGUGGUAAACAUAUUUCAUACCACAAGCAAAAUAUAAAACAUUACCGUCUCACUUACCGUCCCCAAUUUCAAAAUAUAACUAGGACUAAGUAAAUACAUUAUGGAUACUUCGUAAAACGCCACUGUUUAUAGUAAAUCGUAAUGAUUUCAUUUUUACACUGUUAAAACUGUUGAUACACACUGAAAUGCAAUAUUUUGUUUGUUACUCACAUACCACCUAAACGUCAGAAGUUCCACUCGUAUGUGUAAUAAAGCAGUGGUUUUCAAACAUUUUGAUCCCGGCACACUUUGCUUUUCACAAUAGUUUUACGGCACACUGUGACCAAAGCAUACUCUUAGUCAUAGUCAUAAUCAAAAGAGUUACGACUUCAUACUUAACAUGCGGAUUACCGUAACGGGGGAGUUCGUCACAAUUUAUGGAAAAAACCGUGGCUCACCUAGUGAAUGUUCGGGACGCACUAUUGUGCCGCGGCAUCCAGUUUGAAAACCGCUGGGAUAUAUAGAUAGGUAUAUAAUUGUAAAUUAAUCAACAAAAUUAUUGUAUAGGUAUAUAUUAUUAUUUCGACCGAUAUCGAAAUGCUAAAUAAUUCAUAAAAAAAACUUCGAAAAAAUGCAUACGUUUAUAUCAAAUUAAUUAUCAAUUUCAAUAUAUAUAUAUAUAUAGGUGCAGAUAUGAACUAAUUAUCAAAAUUUGCUUAGAAAAAAAAAAGACAACAAUUAUGUUGAAGAAGUAAGAAAUCAAAUCUAACCUAACAUAAAAUAUGUCCUAAAAAUCCAAAAACGCCAAAUUAUAUACAUAUACCUUAUAGUAAUAACUUAUUAGGUUUUAUACAUUUGAAUUUGUAAUUUAAAAACUGUCAUAUUACCUAUGCUAAUGUGUAUACAUUCGGUAUUCAGGAGACGUAUGAAAACUGUUAUAUUUUCUUUAAUAUAUUAUUUUUCUAAAAUAUAUUAACAAUUCGAUGUAUACAAUAGCGAGAAAUUAUGGUUUCACUUUUGAUAGCCAAAAACCAAAUGUAAAAAUUUGAGCAGGGUAAAAAAAAAAAAAAUCAAAUGCUGAUACUGCUAAUAGGUGUGCCACUGUUGUAGGUAGGAAGUUGAGAAGGGAUAGGAUAGUUAUAUUUAGUUUAUAUUUGUACGCAAAGAUACACUAUUAUUAACGAAAUGGAAUGCAAUGGCGAAUACAAGAGAGGGUGACAUGGAUGCCCCCCUCUCUUGGUCAUGUUUUUUUAUUUUUAUGUAAUUCUUAUUUUUUUAAAUUUUUUUUACAUACUGUAUAUUUUUUUUAAAUAAAAUCUAUCCCCCUAAAACAACUCCUGGUUUCACCAAUUUUUAUUAAAAUUUAAACUUUAAGCCCUUAAAAAAUAUUUACUACAUUAUGGUGAACUUUUUUUUUUCCACUAAUUACAACUCAUGAAUAAUCUUGUAUUCAAUUUUCGAAUAUUUUCGCUGGGUCAAAACAAUCAUAAUCACAUAAAACGAAAUAAAGUCCUUGAAAAUACUCGAAAAUGUCAAAUGACUAUAAAAAACUGAACAAAUUAAUAGAAUGUUAUGAAAAUUGUACCAUAUCUGUCAAUAACAGUAAGUCUAUAAACUGUAUAAUUAUUCGGUGUAUUUUCCACCAAAUAAACAAAAUAGAAUAUAACAGAAACCGUUACUAUGUAAAUAUAAAUGUUGAAAGUUUUCCGGACGUUUUUUCUAGGGUGUUUCUCGUAAUUAAAAAAAAAAACAAAUACAUCAUAAAGUACUACAAAUAAAAUCAAAAAAUUUCUUCCUCGUUGUACCAACGAGACAAAAAUGUUUUACCAUAAACCUCGAAAGUUGAUGAUCAGUGUAAGAUUUCCGGUAUAAAAGUUUUUCACAUACAGAAAAAAUAACAAAAACACAUAAUACCAUAGUAGAAUCGUAAAUUAGAAUCUAAAAUAAACACUAUCUAUUAUGUUAGCCUAAAAACGUGUUAUGAACGUCUAUUUUUGGAAAUAAUUAAUUACUGAAUCAUAUUCAAAAAUUGGCCGAGGGCAAAGUCUUCUACGUGUGAGACUGACUUCAAUAAUUGCAAGGAACGCUAAUUUUUGAAGUUGUGUAUUACCUUUUAUUUAUUUUUUUUCAUUCUAAGCACUACUUAUUAUGAACUUCAUAUUAAAUUAUCAAACAUUUCUGUUCGGUUAAAAAUUUUUAAUUACAUGAAAUCAAUUUGACCACGUCUAAUAAAGGCUAAUUCAGCGGUUGCCACUUAAUAGACUCACUUUGGAACCAGGCCAUUUGAAUCCAUUAACUGAAUGAGUCAAUAAGCACUAAAAAAAAUAAUAGAAAAAUUUAAAUAAAUUUAAAAUAUUUAUUGAGAUUUCAGCUUAUACUAUGCACAUUAAUAUGUAUAUGAAAUUGAUAUAUAACGUAAUAUAAAUGAGCAUAGAAAUAAUACAAUUUAUGUUUAUGUCUAAUAAAAUUACGUACAAAGAAAAUUGUGUAUGUUUACCGUACUAACAUUGACGACUGUGUGAUUUAUUAUGAAAAAAAAAUUUAAUCUCCACGAUAAGAGUAAAAUACCGGUACUCUUUUUAUAAAUGUAUAUUGUAUAUAGGUAUUUUAUUUAUUUAUCUUAUUUUUAAAUGACCCCAUUAUCCGGUGUAAUGAGUCUAAUAGAAAAAAUGUUUUCUGUAUGUUAGUGUACGUGUGAAUCGAGACCAGCCACUUUAAGGUAAAUUAGCGAAUAAGUCAGUUAACCGCGAGUCCAGUUAGCGGUUUCUAUUGUAUAGGUACUCUGAGAAUUUCAACCUAUAAAUAAAAAUCGAAAAUAAUGAAAAUGUGAAUGUCGUAAACCUUCCCGUUUUUCCAAGUUUAUUUCGGUUAUACCAAAUUGUUCAGAAAAAGACGUCCUAGGAUAAUGGGGAUGGGGGAAGCCACUGUUGUAUGGAAUUUAAUGUUGUAUAUCUGUAAACAACAAUAAAUCAUUACUAACGAAAAAACGAUUCUGAGCGGAGUUAAAUUGACAGUGAUACUUUAUCAACAAUAUAUAUUAUGUUAUAUUAUAGCAAAAUAAUUAAAUAGGCCUUAUAGAUUUUCUUUAAUAAUAUUUGUUUAAUGUUUUACCAAUUUUUUACAUUUUUCCCGAUUUUCCUAUGGUUUUCCCUCCUAAAAUGAUCCCUCUAAAGCAGCGGUUCUCAACCUUUUUAUAGUCGCGUACCACCUACACCACUUGAAAAUUUCUACGUACCACCUGACCAUUUUUUUGCUUAUUAAUAAUGUAUACGUUUAUGUUACAUGUAUAGAAUUUUAUUUUAUUAGGAAUUACAAAAUGAGAUAAUAUAAAAUAAAUAUGUAUAUAUAAUAAACUAUAAAGUAAUUAAUGCACAAAAAGAAAUUAAAUUAAAUCAAAUUAAAUAUGUAAAAUUAUUAUAAUUAUUAUGGUUUACUUUUUACUUCAAUGAGACGAUUGGUGUUGUUUUGAACGAACGAUGACAUCAAUAUCGGGCUCCAAAUUGGUAACUUUAAGUCUUAAAUCACUUUCUACGUUUAAUCUACUUCUAUAUUUAUUUUUUAUGUACAAUAAGUCAGAAAAUGUUUUUUCGCACAGAUAUGUUGAUACAAAAGGGAUUAAAAACUGUAAAGCUUGUGUGGACAAUGCCGAGUAUUCUUUUUUCACGUCCAGCCAAAAAUUAGUGAUAUUUUUGUUAUUGAAAGCGGUUUUUAGGGUAGAGUCACUGGUUAAGUCAAUAAAUAAUUCUUUUGCCAAAAUGCCAUCUGGAAUAUUCUUAAUAUAAUCAUCUACGAAAGGGUUUAUGAUCCAUUUCAUUUCUGAGUUAUCCUCAGGGAAAUAUUGUAAAACAUUGGAUUUUAGUGAUUGUAGGUGUUCCGAAAUGUCUGUAAUUAUAUUUGAAUUUGGCUGAACUUCGUUAUCGUUCCAAAAUGUGUUAAGUGUCUCGAAUGCUGAAAGAUCAUUCUUAGAUACUUGCGAAAUAAAUAAAUCCAACUUUCUCACAAAUGCAUUAACUUUAUCACUAGUAUAAAACAUGUUUGUGUUUGAUCCUUGCAGACUUAAAUUUAAAAUAUUUAAACGGUCAAAUAUGUCAGCCAUGUAAGCNCAUGUCAUCAAUUCUUCUUUUGACUGUAUCGUUUGAAAGUGACACUUUUUCUAUCUCUUUUGCAGCCUUGUCUCCAAGAACACAUCGCACGAUUUCUUUUGCUGCUGGCAACACUAAUGUUUCCCCAAUUGUGUGUGGUUUUCCAUCUUUAGCAAUAAUUAAACUUGCUAAAUAAGAUGCUUUAACGAUAUUUUCAUUAAAGUUCGUAAAACUAGACAUGCAUUUCGAUUCCUUUCGGAAAAUAGUAACUUUUCUCUGAAAAAAUUCAAUAGGUUUAUUUUCUGUUUCUGGAUGCUUCGAUAAUUGGUGGCGCUUAAGUAGCGAUGGCUUCAUGCUUUGAUUCGAAAGUGUUUCUUGACAAAUUACACAUUGAGGUAACGGAGUAGAAUUCUCAGAACCAAAUUUUACAACGAAUCCAAAUUGUAAGUAACUAUCGUCAUAUUUACGAUUCGCCUGUGUUUUCUGUUUUUUAGUAUUUGAGCUUCCGCUUUCGAAAAAUCUUUUCAUUUUACUUAAUUUUAUAUCACAAAAAAGUUAGAAAAAACUACAUAAAAAUGUAAAAUUUUAAUAUAAAAUAAACUUGAUGCAAACAAUUCGUAUGACACUCGUGAAUAAACUGAAAGAACUCACGAAACUAAGGUAAAAACGCAUUAUUGUGAAUUAAGAAUACGCUUUAUCGGGUAUAUUUGAUAAAGUUUAUCGAUUUAUAUUAUAUAUAUAUAGAAUAUCGCUAUCUUAAUUGCUACGAUUACAAACGACUUCCACACCAUCAAAUAAACCAAAUAAUAUUUAAUGAUUCAUUCCAAAUUUUUUUAUAAAGAGAAAUUUUCUUCGCGUACCACCUAUGAGCUUUUCGCGUACCACUAGUGGUACGCGUACCAUAGGUUGAGAACCGCUGCUCUAAAGUAUCUCCGCACACCGAUUUUUUUCAGAAAAGGUGCUACAUUUAAAAAUCUGAGUAAGAUUUCUGGUAGAAAAGUUGCGCACAGAUAGACAAGUAAAAUAAAAAAAUAAACAUCUUUGUAAAACCAUAAACUUUUCUUCGCCCCGCUUAGAAUCUAAAAUACAUAAAAAAUGAUAAAAAGACUAUUGACAUACCCAAUAAAAAACAUUUUCUUUCAGGAAAAAUGCUACAGUUGAAAUUCGGAGCAAGAUCGCUGGUAGAAAAACAAAAUCAAAAUUUAAAAAAAAUAAUGAAACUUAAUACCGUAAAUAUAUCAGCAUAUUCUAUACGAUUUUUUUUUCAAAGUAUUAUCAAAACUACAUGAAAAAUGAAAAAAAUAUCCUGGCCAAUGCACCAACUAAAUCCAAAAAUCUACAAAAUAAGUUCUUAUGUCGUUUUUUAAUUCGAGUAAGAUUUCUGAUGGAAAUGUUCACAGACAUAAAAAAAUAUGCUCAUUAUCUUGGUACAACCAAUACAUUUCUCGAUGCGAAACUAAUAAAUAUAAUGUAGGUCCACAUAAAAUAAAAAUAAUCUAUGAAAUUACGUAAGAUAAGUUAUUAUUUAAAAAAGAAACGUUGAAUUUUUAUCUUGUUUGGAGAAAGAUUAGGGGAAGAGGGUUCGGAAAAACCCCUUUCGGUUGUAAUUAAUAAUUGUUAUUUUUUAUUCGUUAGUAUUAUUAUGACCUGUCACAGAGACAAAAUUAUACAAUUAUAUAAAAUUAAUUUUUUUUUAGGAGUACUUACUGGGAGAUAAAAAAUUGUCCAUUGUACCUGUGGCAUUUUCGUUAAUGGCUAGUUUUAUGUGUGCCACGUCGAUAUUUGGUUUGAGCAGUGAAAAUUACUUAAGAGGAACACAGUUUAUGGUUAUCAAUCUGUCGAAUAUUAUCGCUACUCCGAUUGUCGCCUAUGUUUUCUUACCGGUAUUCUAUAAUCUAGGAUACCUGUCGGUUUAUCAGGUAAAUAUGUAAUAAUAUAAUAUCAAGUAAAAGUUUUAUUUACAUUUUAUAUAAUUUAUAUUAUGCCUAAAACCAAUUGAAUCUAUAAUAUUAUAAUAAUAAUAAUCUAUAAUAUUAUCUUUUCUCUACCCAUAACGACUUCAUUUAGUUUCUUGUACGAUUUCUUCCAUGUAUCCAACACAUAAAAUAAGGAAUAUAUAGUGAGACAUUACCGUAUACUGUUAUGUGUAAAGAAGUGACUCUAAGCGUUUUCCAUCUAAAUGGUUUAAGCGUUUUCCAUUUAGAUGGAAAACGCUUAGAGUCACAAAUUGAAAAGCAUUAAACAAUAAGUAGUAAGUACAAUAACAAUAAGUAAUGAUACAAUUAUGAUCAAAUUAUUGUAACAUUACUCAAUCUGAUCACUGAUAAGGAAGCUUUAUCUUGCUUUACAAUUUUUAAAAUGUUAUCGUUAUAAUUUAUAAUAAUAUGAAUAUUAAUUUAUAAUAUAAAUAUUUAAAGUAGUACCAACCAAAUGUAAAAAAUAAUUUAAUUUUUCUCAAAAUGGUCACACUAAACAUUUUCCAUUUAAAUACUUUACUUAUAGGUAUGUUUAGCCAUCCCGUGAUUCAAAAUAAUCUUGUUAUAUAAAUUACUGCCUCGGUAUUUCUCUCCUCGGUUUCCCCUAAAAUUUCUCUUCUAUUUUCGUAUCGUUAUAUCUACUCGUAUGCUUUAUUCCUUAUGGUGUAUGGUGUAUUUAUGUUUUAUCCAUUUAUUUAUUUCGCGAUUGUUUUCCAUAUUGGUCAACCAUAUUGUCCAAUGUUCAUUCUAUGUUACACCUGUUCAUUUAUGUUGAUAUUAUGUAUUUAUUACCCAGGAGAUUUGUAAUAACCCUCGGCAGCAUCAAGCUUCGAAUUUUCCUGUGAAUUUAAAUUCCUAAUAAAAUAUUAAAAUGCAUUAUAUGUUUUUGAAAAUAACAAUACAUCUAUGUAUUGUCACGCGUAGAAAAAAUUACCUACGAACACUAACGAAUUUUGUUAGUAUUGCACUCCGGAUUUCUUAUAGAAGAUUUACUAUUUUAUAACGGCGGCGAGAAUAGUGUAAAACAUCAAUAUCAUACUGUUUAUGUUGGACACAUUAUUGUUAUUAUUAUUAUUAUUUAUAAAGUAGUGAACAUUUUGCGAUUGUCGAAAAAUAAACAGCGUAAUAAUCCAAAUAUUUGAUUUAUUUUUUAAAUCACUUUUAUGUAUACCGAUACAUUUAAUUUAUUGCGUGUUUAUUCAAUUUAAUAUUUGUUUACGUGACAGACGAUGUAAUCAUCGUGCCCAUAAUUAUUGAUUCACGACACUAUCUUAAACACGAUUUGAGUUAUUUCGGUCUAGCUGGGUGGCCAAUUAUCUGUUUCCGUUGGAAUUCGUCUGUCCGAAUUGCAGUAUUACGCUGUGGGCGGCUCAUUUGUUUUAUAAAUUUCGUCCGAUUCGUACAUUAUUGAAAUACACAAUUUAAGGAAAUUUAUAUAGUCCCGAAAAAUAUCAAUUAUUGCAUGUGUCAUAAAAUUGGCAUAAUUGUUUCGAACGGAAUAAUAUUAUCUAAGUCCGUCGAUCGUCUAAGUUGAUAUGCAGUUUACACAGUGUUGUAUAAAGAUAUAAUUAUAUUAUAUAUAUAUAUAUAUAUAUAUAUAUAUAAACGAAGAUGAAAACUGUUACUCUGUUCAGAGAUAAAAAUAAUCAGCACAUUUUUGUCCAUAGAUAAAAAAAAAACUUUUCUUUUUCCAGAUUGUUCAAAACCUAACUAAAAUUUGUAUUAAAAAAUAUAAUAAUCCUGUCCGUUAUUAUUACAAUAUAAUAUAUGAGCAUUAUUCAAGCCCCUACCUCCAAAAAGGUAUCAAAUCUUCGUGUAUUUAUAGAAUACAACUACACUGUGAUACCUACCUGUAUUAUGCACUUACAAUACUGCAAUACCGGCAAAUCGAAAAAAAAUAAAAUACCUACGCUACAGCAAUAUUAUUAAGUCGGAUGAUUUCGGAAAACGAAAAAUUAAAAAAAAAUAAUAAUAACGUUAUCAUUGCAGUAUCUGGAAGAACGUUUCGGAAAAUCGAUCAGAAUCAUUGCGUCAGUGGCGUUCAGCGUGCAGACGAUUUUACGGACAGCCCUGAUGCUGUACGCUGUCUCGUUGGCUCUGAACGCGAUCGUCGGUGUUUCGCCGACCUUUUCGAUGGCGGCAGUCGGAAUCCUAUGUACGUUUUACUCGACGAUCGGCGGCAUAAAAGCCGUGAUCAUCACCGACUUGUUUCAGGUCAGCUCGACAAUAUAAUAUUUAAUAUUGUAAAACCUUUUGUAUAAUCCUCGUUAAUAAAAAAAAAACAAAAAAAAAAACGAGCUGAUAUUGCUGAAGAAUGCGCGGCGCUGUUGUUGUUGAGAAUUUUGGAAGACACACACAUAGAAAUGGUGUUGAGUUUACAAUAAAACGUGUCAUUAUUAAACACAUUUUAGUAUAGAUUUCCGACUGGAGUAAGCUUGGUAUCGAAAUAAUAUUGACAUAAUGUUAAUCAUAGUUGGGUAGAUCCAGCAAUUAUUGAGGGUUAAACCAGAAUUUAUUUGGAUUAAUUUAACUCAUUACAUGAUUUGACUGUAAUUAAAUGUUUUUUUAAUAACAUAUAAAUUAAUAAAUAUUACUUUCAAAAUCUUCUACAAAGCCAAUUUAACACUCGAUUUCUUUUUUUUCUGUUCUAACUUUGAUGGAUUAUUAAACUAUCGAAUAAAUUCAUUUACACACUAGUGUUACCUUAACUGUCUAAUGCACAUAACUUGAAAAAAAAACACACACGCAACAUACAGUAAAACCAAUGCGUCCCUCGCCACAUUCAGAAUUUAAAAGACAGAAACGUUGUACAAUAAAUGGAAAUCUCAAUAUAAUCAUAAAAUGGAAUUUCACAUCAUGUAUACUAAACUGUAUUAAAACCGAGUGCGAUGAAUAAUAUUUACAUAAUAUUUUCUCCGGGGUUUUUAAUAAGUCGACUAGGUAGGUAUCUAUUUUUUAGUCAAUGUGAGCAUGAUGAUAUUUUUGAAUUCCAAAAGUAUACAUAUGUAGCCGAGAAGCGGUUUUUCGUAUCACGGGUAACGACGCGAAUUUUUUAACACUCCCUAAACAAACGGUAGGUAACAUAAUGCUAUGUUUUUCUAGAUUAAAUGAAUAUCAGGCUCGAUAAUCAUGGAUUUGUUUUGUUUAUUAAAAGUUUUUUUUGAGAAAAGGUCAGAAAUUCCUGACUCUCUACCGUGUAGUUGUUGUGAUAUUAUCAUUUAAAUAUACCUACUAUAUAUAGUAGGCACAUGUUUUCCCAGUGACAGCGAAUUAUCAUAGUUAUGAAUUAUGAUAUUGCGAUGUCUAUUUAACAUUAUUUUGAUAUUAACAAAAGCCAUUCGUGAGAAUAUCACAGCGACCGAAACAAGCGUGUUUCAUGACUUAACGCUAUUAUAGAAAACUUCCAAUAGACAUUGUAUAAAAAAAAUAAAUAUUUUUACUUGUGGACUAUUUUUAUGUAGCGCGUUUCAUUUGGUCUGAAGUGGUAACAUGAAAUAUUUCGCAUUUUAUUUUUUCUUUUGUAGGAAGUUUUACCCCGAAAUACAUGUUUUGAGUCUAUUUUUUCAUAAUAUUUUAAUUUUGUAGCUGUACUGUGUUUUUCUCAGGAUUUUUAUCAACAAAUGGGAAAAAUGAGAAAAUGUACGGAAUAUGUAAGCAUUAGUUAAACAAUAUUUUGGCCUUUUUUUCCCCUGUGAACAACUUUUGCAUCAGCAAUUUUACUCUGAUUUACAUUGAUAGCACUUUUUCUAAAAGGAAAUCUGACUGGAAGGGAACUUUAAGGAGGUCAUUUUUUUAUUUUCCAAGGAUUUUUUUAUUAAUAAAUGGUAAAAAUCGGAAAAAAACGCAGGAAAAACGGGAAAAUAUAUACAAUUUACGUAUUCGUUAUAUAAUUAUUUAUAAAUUAAUUAUUGUGGGGUACUGUGAUACAUCACCUAUAGCGCCUUAUAAUUAAGUCCAUUAUGUUGUUAAAUGGAUAUAGAAAUGGGACACCAAAAUAAAUAAAUCGUAAAUACGUCUCUGACAUUACGUAAUAUACAUGAAAAAGGGAAGGCUGGAUAACAAUAAUAAUAUGUAUGUACUAUUUAUUAACCUAAUACAACAAAACUAUCUGUAAAAAAAUAACUUUGUUUUCACUACUAUUUAAUUAACAUUUGACCUACUCAACUCUGUAUAUACCACGUGAUAAUGAUAGUGAAGAAUUAAUUUAAAGACUUUUUUAUCGGGAAAACAAAUUAUAAUUAAUAAUUAUAAUAUUAUUAUAUUAUUAUAUAUAUAUAAUAAUACAUAUUCAUAAUAAUUAUAUAAUAUUCAUCAUGUAAUAAAAUACCAAAAAAAAAAAAAAAGUAAUUUUGCUAACUUAAAAAUCUAAAUUUUCGAGUUAGGAGGUGGCACUUGAAAAAAAAUGCCAUUUCGAUCGGUUCGUCCGGUUAAAAUAUUUAAUUUUAUCAUUUCCGUGGUACACAUUGAAUAUAUUUAAUCAGAAACGUAAUCAGGAUUUAUCAAUAGCUAGGGGUUUAUGGAGGCCUAGGAUUGUUUAGUAGUCUACAACCUUAACCUUAACCUGUAGCUAAAAAAACAGUGGGAGGAGGGUUCCAACACCCGAAAUCCCCUCUCCUGGCUAUGCCACAGUAUUUAAUAUAACAUAAACAUUAUUCAAGAAAGACCCCACAAAACAUAAUUAAAAAUAUAUUUAUUCGGCCUCCUCUUGGUUUCAGGGGUAAUUUGCUUAAUAAAACUUGUAUUUUUCUCCAUUUUGGAUUUAAACUGGGAUAUUUACUCAUUAACAAUAUAAUUACCAUUCUAAUAGUAUUUAUAUUACGAUUUAUAAUAGGUACGGGUACUGAAUAUACAAGUAUUAAUAUUAAUUCCGUUGAAAUAAUAUCUACGAAUUCGUUAUACACAAAAUGAAAUAACGGACGGCUUUUUUAUAAUUAAAUUACAGUAGUAAUUUGAUUUCCAGUUUUCGCUUGUCAGGGCCGCGGACGCUUUGUCAAAUUUACGUAGGCGGCUAAUAACAAUAAUAAUAAUUAUUAUUAUUAUUUACCUAAAUAUAGUUUCAUAAGUUAUAAUAUAAACGACCAUGAUCCAAUUAUUUAAGUACAAUAAUAUACCUUAAUUAAAGAUAUUAAACGAAUUUGAUGAAUCAAUUAAUUGAUUAUUUCUAUUAAUGCGCGUACAUAAUUAUAUUUUUUUAAAUUUUAAUUGAGUAAGUAAGUUACAAAAAAAAAAAUUAUUACAUAUAACUGCGCUGUAAACUAAAAGUCAUUAUUAAAUUCCUCGAGUAUUUUCCAGGGCAUAUUUUGGGAGUUUUAAUAUUAAAUAAUAUUUCAAGAUGAAACAACGUGAACAAUAGUUUAUAACGAAAUCUUUGAAAUAACUCACAGAAACUAUUUUUGUAUAUAAAUAAUAAAAUAUUGCAUUUCGUCCUAAUAUCAAAUUUCUUUAAAGUUGAUUCUCAAUAAUGAGAGAAAGAAAAACUAAAAAAAAUAAUAAUAAUAAUAAGGUAGGUAUUAAUACAAGGGAGACAAUAAUUAAUAGUCUUCUAUAGUUUUUGUCACGAAGUCUAAAUUACAUUUUUAGAAUAUCAUUCUGAAAAUGGUUUACAAUUAUUUGCAAAGUUUAAGGACGAUUUAACAAGCAAUUCCUGGAUUCACUUUCCUAAUGACUUGACAUUCCAAGUUAUAUUAAUACCUGCAGUCUGUUAACUGGUGAUUAAUUUGAUUCAAAAGUUUGUUGUGGCGUUCUCCAGCUACACUAGGUAACAAAUUACUUUUUGUUUUAUGCAGAUACAAUUAACUGCAGUGGAUUUACAAUCGACAAAAAAAAGUUCAGUAAAAAAUGUAUUUUUUUAGAAAAGAUAAAAUGUUUUAGUUUGCUUAAAUAUUUACAUAUAGUAGGGUGGAACAAGAUUUUUUUUCGUCCUUUUUGUGAUAUUAUGUUCGACUGGGUAAAAAAUAAUCAUCUCAAAUUUUCAAAUUUAUAAAAUGGUUUCUGGAGAUCAAGAGAUAAAUGGUUGUUUUAUUAGUUUUAUUUUUUUAGUGUCUAAUUCAUACUAAUUUCUCAGCAAAAAUAAAGAAACGAAAAAAUAUGCAAUGAUGUUAAAAGAAAAAUAUACACUUUUUUAGUUCUUUAAAAUUAAAUUGUUGAAAUUAUCGAAAGUUUUGAAGGAUAAAUUCAUUAGAGGUUUCAAUAAUUAUAUUUUAUACGAACUAAAUAAUGGCUCUUAUCAGUUUUUUUUUCUUGUUUGUAUUUUUGUAUUUUUUUUUUUUUUUUGAGAUAAAAUAAGUAUUUAGACUGUAAAAAAUAAAAACUACUAAAAAGCUAUUUUUGAUUAAUUAAUGCUCGUGAGUUCUAGAAACCAUUUUAAAGAUCUGAAAAUGAAAUUAAAAAAAUCUUGGUUGAUUUUAAUGUAUCCGCAUUGACUUAAAUUGGUAAAAAUUGGUAUACAUUGACUUUAAAUUUUGAAAUUCAAUAAUACUCAUACAAAAUCACUAUAAUUUUCUAGUUUUCUAUCGCAUCAAAUAUAACCGCAGCGAUAGACCCACGAUUUUUCAAUGAGGAGUGAUGUAGUAAAUAAAAAUCUUGGUUCAUGACUAAGUCGUAGUAUAUUCUUCUGUUAUACCUUAACGUAAUCUGACCAUGAGAAUUUAAAAGUCGGAUCCAAAAAAGUAUAUAUGUAUUCAACUUAUCAAACUUUUUUCUUUGCAGCUUGGCUGAAAUAUACCAUAAAGAUAAAAUUACUAAAUAAAUAGCCAUAGUUAUCGUAUUUUUAUCCAAUGUGGGGGGAGAGUAAAUAUAGCCCUUAACCUUAUUCUACAUUCACCACCGGCAAUAGUUUAUAUUAUACUAAAAUUAUACGUCGUUUACAGAGUUACAAAAUGAAUGAUGUUCAAUUUUUACACCUAAAUAAACGACGCAACCUUUGUUGGAUAAAAUUGUGAGAAAUAAACGAUAAAAUAUUUAAUGAUCAUCUCGACUCGCGUGCAAAAAAAAAAAAUUAAAAGAAAAAGCCGGAAGCAAUAUUAAAUGAGAUCGUCUGUUGUACCGUUUUACAUAUUUUAUUUUACGAGUUUACUGACUCAGCAUUUUUUGUAUGUGCGGUAUUAAAUAUUAACAGGGUGGACACCGAAAAACGACGAUUCGCCGUUUGGAAAAAAUUAAAAUAAAAUAUGCUCCAGGUUUUUAAAUUAGAUAACGUUUUUGUUUUUUUAAUAUAGGACUGAAGUAAAUAUAAUACGAUCAUAUCGAAUAGCCAACAACUUCUAUAAUACUAAAAGAGUAAAAAAUAAAACCAGACACGUUUUAUCUUUGUACCUAUACUUUGUUAUUACUAUGAAAUUUGGUAUUUUGUAAAAAUGUAAGAUAAUUGAAAAUCAUCACCCAAAACCUGUAUUCCGUCAUCCCCGUUAGAGUAACAGUAACAUUUUUUAUCUCUGUCAUAACUUUCAUAUUAUACAACAAAAAUGUGUUUUUAUAAUAUCAAUAUGUAUCAACAAAUAUCCCCAUGAAAGUAUAGCAAAUGUUAUUGUCUUUAAUUUGAUGAAAUAAUUUUUGUUUUAGGUUUAUUAGAUCCUGGGUACUAUUGGUAGUAUGAAAACACAUUUUUGGUAUAUUGCCCAUUGCAUAAACAGAGACGCCUCAUGUUACUGUGAACAUCCUCUUAAUAAUGGGCUACAAUUUUAUUACAGAGAGACUAUAAUACUAUGAUAAUCAUUAGCUGUCCUAUUUUCAAUUUUAGUCAUUGCUCAUGUUUGCGUCUGUUUUCGCCGUUAUCGGAGCGGCCGCGUACGAAGUCGGUGGUUUGAUGGAAAUCUGGACAAUUGCUUACGAUUACGGGCGCGUAGAAUUUUUCAAGUAAAGUUUUCGGACGGCGGUGAAGGCUAGGUCGUAUAUUAUAGGUAUAUCAUCGUUUAAACGUGCGGAUUGUUCGACAGUUUUCAGAUCGACCCGACAAUCAGACACACUUGGUGGACACUGAUUUUGGGCGGCAUGUUUACGUACGUGUCAGUUUACGCCACCAACCAGGUGCAGGUGCAACGUUAUCUGACCAUGAAGGACUACAAUACCGUGGUCAAGACCCUGUGGAUCUCUUGGCCGAUUACCGCGUUCCUGUCAUUGGCCAUGUGUUUCUCGGGCUUAGCAAUUUUCUCCAAGUACCGGGACUGCGACCCGAUCAAGUUGGUAUCCCAGUUCCAUAUACUCAACUCCCCUUCUUUUAUCACGACGACGUUUAUAAUACGUGUUUGUUGUACGUCAUAUACAGAGCGGGCCGGAUAACCAGUGGAGACCAGCUGAUGCCCCUAUUCGUGGUAGACACGAUGGGACGCACGCCCGGACUGACAGGCCUGUUUUUGGCCGGCGUUUGCUCGUCCGCAUUGUGCUCAGUGUCCGCGGCUCUUAACUCGCUGGCCGCCGUCACACUAGAGGAUUAUAUCAAAGUAUGUAAUAUACAUGUAAAAAAUCAAUUUAAAAAAAACUAUGACUUUACCGUGUUUUCCUGCCCAUUCCUCCCCAUAUUGUGCUAUUAGGAUUUUUAUUCACGCAACAUAUUUAUCUACAAAAUAUGACGGUUCAAAAUAUAGUAUGUGCAGUACACUGAGUUUGGUUGACAUUUCUCCGGGUGUAUUGCUCGCCGUCAGAUGUGACAAUAAGUGACAACCAAAAUUAAAUUCGUUUCUUUAUCGCGCAACCAAAAGAAUUCAAAAAUUGAAAAAUACAAACAAAAAAUAUUUAAAAUUCCGGCGUGAGAUCUGCGCAUCGAUAAACAAAUUGAAAUUAAAAAAAUUUAGUUUCGAAAUUUCGCCGUUCGUGUCUGUUUAUCUCAAAAAUGUCAAAUCUAUGCAUCCUAUCAUAUAUACAUUUGAUUUUAUACCUAACGUACACGAAAUCAUUCUCUUUUAUCAAAUUAAAUAAUAUAAUAAAACGUUAUGAUGACGUUGUAAAAUCACGGCGACAAAAAUGAUAGCAUCUCGUGCACUUAUAUAUAACCCACUGCACGUGAAUGCCAUUCAAUAUUAUAUUUAUAACAUAGCUUCUUCCAUUAAUAAAAACCGGGGUUCGUUACUUAUAGUUUUAAAAAAAAAUGUUAUUAUUAAUAAACAAAAUGAUAUAUUAUACUCUUAAAAACAAUCAUACAAGCACUUGAAUUUAAACAACAAAUAUAUGUCGAAAAAGUUUAGUGAAUGUGACAAAAAAAACAAAUUAACCUAGUUAUUUUUCGGAAUGGCAAUAAAUAACGCUAAAAAUAAAAAAGUAUCAAAGUAGUUACGGAAUUCCGAAGUAUACAAAAAAUGUCAAAUUUUACUAUUUGGUUAUCUCUGAAGCAAAUAUAUAACCAUAUGUGCAACUAGACCAAUAUUUUUGGGGGCGCACAAAUUGCAAAGAUCUCACAAAUAAUAAAAUAACUAGGUGAGUACGUAUAUGUGACUAAUUCUGUACAAAUAUUAGAUAAAUAUUAUUUAUUUCUGUUACACAAUAUUUGUUUAUAACCGGGAACAUAAUUGAUGGGUACCUAUUUUUCUUAAUAUACAGUAUUUUUUUGGGGACGCGCAAAUCUCCUGGGCAUUCACUCAGUUGCGUCUAUGCGCAUAGCCUAUAUAAAUGUCUCUAUAAGACCUUGCAAAACAAACAUGCAAAUGUUACGACAGUCGUGAGCCUUGAUAAUAGCCUAUAGAGGCACCAAUAUUUUAUUAUAUGAUAAUAUUUUUCAAAAUUUGUCCUCGCGUACAUAAUUAUAACAAUAUACGUAUAAUGUAGCCGCUGACGAGCUCCGAUAUGGCCGACCAAAGACGUGUCAUGUGGCUCAAAUUCCUGGUAAUCGUCUACGGGACCCUAUCGGUGUCGUUGGCUUCCUGCGCCCAUUACGUGGGACCGUUGUUACAAGCUUCGAUGACCAUUUUAGCAAUUAUCGGCGGACCCAUAUUGGCGGUGUUUACCCUGGGCAUACUCCUACCGUACGUAAACCGAAAGGUAGGGUUCGUAUAACAAUAAUAAUAUACGUUUAUUGCCUUUGCACGCCGCAAAGGCCGUUGUAUAUUGCUACUCGUCGUUUUUGCGUGCAAAUAAUUAAUAAUCCCCCGUUCGCCGCCGCAGGGUACCACGAUCGGCUUGCUCGUCGGACUCGCGUGUUCGUUCGCUUUGGGACUAGGAGGGCCGAAACCGCCGGUCAAAGAUUUGCCCACCUAUACGAACGGAUGUUUGUCGAACUCGUUUGACGGUGGCCGCCAUUAUUACAGCUCGAUCGACAAUGACCACCUGGUGUCAUUGUGAGUAUUAUUAUUAUGAUUACUAUUGUUUUUAUUGUUAUUAUAACGUUUACGUUUGGCUAAAUGACUACAUGUAUACCGCAUUAAAAAUAAUAUUGAACCGUUUUUGCGCGCGCAGCAGACUGAACCACCAAACGUUCUGCGAUUGACCGUCAAUAUUUUCGACGAGAGUCGAAAAUUGCCGGUUCUGUGGGUUUUUUCUGCUAUUUUUGUUUAAAAGUGCACGUAUUUCACGUACUUUCGAAAGGAGCGUGCAUUGCAUAUUUGCAUCUUAAGCGUUGGCGGUUGGCGGAGACAGUCUAACGGCGGGGAUAUGCGCGACUGCGACGAGUUUUCGUCGUUCGAGUGGUUCGAUCUCAUUUUGAAUAGAAAAUAAGCAUGCUGACAUUAUUACGAUGUAUUUUGAAUACGAUCUGCGAAUUUCGAUUAACGCCGUCAUGUAAAUAUUAAAAUUUAAUAACUAAAAAUUCCGCCGACAUUAAUUUUUUUCGCCAAAUUUCUAUGCGAAUACUAAUAGUUAUAGGUACUUUUACUUAAAUACCCUCAACCGCGGUAAGAAUAUUUCAUUGAUUACUUAAUGAUAAAAUCGCUGGCAGCGAAACCCGCGCAUCACAAAGUUGGUAUAAUACCUAUAGUUAUUUAGCCAAGCGUUUAUACGUAGGUAUACAUUAUAAUAUAAAACGUCACAAACGAGGUUUGAAAGUUUUGAGCGAUUAAAGUUUAAAAUACACUUGUCAGGGGAUGUAGUAAGUACAAGUUAGUAUAUAAGUAAACUGAUUCGUUAUUCAAAAAGGGUAAGUUUACACCGAGUAAAUAAAUUCCCUCCGGCUGUUUUGAUUACGACUACAACGCACGUUAGUACACGUACACGUAAUAUAAUUUAAAUCGUUUAAAAUUCCUUACAAAUACGAACCCGCGAUUAAAUAAUAAAUAUUGUUGUUUCAGGGCUCUCGGAGGCAGCGGCGACGGUGAUUACGUGUAUUUGUACAGGAUCAGUUACAUGUACUACAUAGUCUUUGGGUUUGCGGUGACCGUACUGGUGACCACUGUCAUGAGUUUAUUCUUCGAGUCCGACGUGGAAAAUCUCAAUCCGAAACUGUUUUGCGAGUUCGUGUCGUUUAAAGUGGAAGACCGGGUAAGGGAAUCGCGCAAAAAAAAUUCGACCGCUUCCAAAAUGGUAACGUUUUCGAUAGAUUUGCCGAAUUAAUAAAAUAUUUAGUCGUCCGCGAAUUCGGUAAUAAAUUGUAAUUAUUUCUAAGCCGAUGAACUAUAAUAACAUCCCCUGUAUAACGUUAUAAAUUAUCAUAGUUAAGUCGAGAAUAUUAAUGUUUCUUUUUUUAUAUAAAAUAUUAUAAACUCGUGGCGCAAUAUUUUAUAUUUUAUAUGUAUUUUUUUUUUCUAGUAUCAAUUUAUAUUUUAAACAAUAAACGAACAAUUCAAUAGAGUCAAAAAAACAAAAAAAUUAUAAAAUAAUAAUAAUAAUAAUUAAAUUUCCAACAUAAUAGUUUAUAAUGUAAUCGCUAUGUUAAAUUCGGGACACUAUUAUAGGUAACUCCUCUAUGUUAACUAUACGGUCAUUUAGAGAAGCAGUUUUAGGUGUUCACCACUAUUUUUUUUCCCCAGAAAGCGAUUCGAAUCGAACUGUAUUGAGGUUAUAUUUAAGUGUCUAUAAAAUAUUGUCAAAAAUUUAAACAAUUUACGGUUUUUUUUUUUUUAUAUUUACUUUUUAUGUUUGUGAACAAAUAGCAAAUAAUUGCUUUGUUUUAAUACUUAUUAUUUAUUUUGGUUAAUUAAAAUUAAUGAUUAUUUGUAUACCCAAAAGUCGCGGCAUUAUUGAACAAUGAAAGUAGCAAAUAAAAUAAGUAUUAAAACUGUCUUUCUAAGCGGCCACAUUGAUAGCUCAGUGACUUAGUGAACUUAAUUAACAUUUAAUAUCUUUUUUUUUUUUUAUAUAUUUAUUAAAUAAUUUUGAUGGUAAAAUAUUAUACAUUAUGUAUUUUCAACACAUACCAUUGCAUGUGUUAAAAAUGUUUGUCUGAAAUUUGAUAAAAAUAUUUAUAAUUUUUCAAAAAAUAAACUAAACGUUAUACAUAAUACACUAAUAUUAUUAUUAUGCGUGUUUAUAAUAAUAUGAUUUUGUUUAUAUGUAUGUAUUGAUUAGUAAAACAUUUUUUAAAUUUUUUUUUGGCUUUUGUAUAAAAAUAUUGUAAUAUUAUUGUGUCGUAAAAAAGAAUAUUCAUAUUAUUUAUAUCCAUGCUCCUAUAACUACAUUACCAAUACGCAAUAAGUCCGGCUAAACUGGCUGGAGCCUUUGGCAGCAAUUUCAGAGUGUAAAAUAUUUUUGGAGUAUUUAUUUUAUUCGUUUUAGGUAAAAAUAAAAUAAAAUAAUUUAAAAAAAAAGAGCUAAUACUGCUGAAUGGUGUUCAACCGUUGUAGUCGGGAAGUUGGGAAGGUAGGGCGCAUAAAGUUAUUUGAUUUAUAUCUGUAUUCAACAAUAAAUCAUUGCAAGUGAAAUACGAUUCUAAGCAAAGUUCAGUAAAACAUAUUUUAAAAUAUCAUGAUUUUUACAUUUUUCGUCAAAACUUGAACUUAAAUGCUUUUAAAAAAAAAAAAACUAUCGCAUAACGCUCAAUUUUUUUUUUUUUUUGAUCACUACGGCUUAUGAUGAACCUCUUAUUAAAUUCUCAAAUGUUUCGGCCAAAAUAAUUUUAUUUUUUGAAUGAAACCAAAAAAAUGAAACAGUGUAAAAUGUUUAUUAAUAGCUCAAAAAUGUACAGAAUGUGUUUAAUAUUUUACCACUCCUUGAAAACCUUAAUAAAAAAAUUAUAUGAAAAUUUCAGGUUUGAUUCGAAUAUGUUGUUUUUUAAAAAAAAAAUAAUACUGAUAUAUUCAUAAUAUCUCAAUAUGAUGUAUUUAAAGACCUUUAAAGUACAGUAUUAUAUUUUAGUUCAACAAACAUAUUCAGACAAAUAAAUUCAUUCCUAUGUUACAUUUUUAACCCAAUUUAGAUUUGGCAUGUGGCGAGGGAUCUAUUGGUUUUAUUAUGAUGAGUAUUUUCGUAUUUAUUUUUUCUUAAAAAAAUGACAAAAAAUCGAUUUUUUCCUUUUAAUAUUUCGCGGCUUACAGAGCAAGUUGUUCUUCGCUACAAAGUAGUUUUCUUAAUAAUUGGGUAAAACCAAAAAAUUAAAAUUGAUUGAUUGACAAUAAUGGGAUGUUCAUUAUAAGUUGUACUUAGUGGUCGACAAGAAUAAGUUGAGUUUAAUGUAAUAUAUUUUUUUUUUAUAACAAUUUCAAUAUCAAAUUUUAAUAAAAAUCGUGAAUAUUACGGAAAAAUAUGUAGGUCUGAACUUCAAAUCGUUUUUCGUUAUUGAUGGUUUAUCGUUGGUUACAGGUAUAAAUUAAAUAACUUUAUGUAUCUAAGUUUCCUCACUACCCACCUAAAAUAGUGACCGCACCCGUCCCCAGUAUUAACUCUUUUUUUUUUGUUUUUGGGCUCUUGAACAAUAAUUUUUGCUGAACCAUCGUUUACGCAAUUUUUUUUAUUGGGACUCGAAAUUAUACCGUCUAUAAAGUUUUUAUGUGAUUCCAUUUUUUGCUAAUUUUUCGCUUCCUAUAAUUAACAUAACGUGAAUGAACAUUAUUAUGUGCAAGUAUAAGCGCAAAUAGAGGAUAUUAUGUCAGGUGUGCUAAACCUAUCCAGUUUUGUCCGUAUAGCCCAUCCAGUUUGUUAAAAUGGAAAUUGAUUUUUUAACAAAAUUCUAAUAUUUUGUUUCCUGAAUAAUGAUAAAUAGGUAAACUGUAAAAUAAUUUUAUUAUCAUCUUAUCAUAACAUUAUUUUUGCUCUUUAGCGAUAAUAAAUCGAAUUAAAUCCGGUAUAAAAAAAAAAAAACGGCGUGGUGUGAGAUCACUGUUACCAUAUAAAUGUAUCCCGCCCACAAAUAUAGUUCUAGUUAGUGUACAUAGGGCACAAGUAUAGAAAGUGACGAGUGAGAUUAAAUCAGUUUAUUUUUGGGAUAUUUCAAUUGUGGAACGAAAUAACUAUAGGAAACCUGCAAUAUUAAUGGUACGAAACCAUUAAUAAUGAACGGUGUAGUUGGAUAAAACGAACCAACACGAAUAGUUGCAAAAAGCCAAUACAUAUACCGUUACUCGUUUUGAUUGAAAUUAUUUAAACUGCCUACCUAUAGUAAUAUUAUGCACGUAUAAUAAUUUAGGAGCGGAAAAACCAAAUAGAUACAAAUGGUAAUUGCAAUGUUAAAUAAUUACAGGUUGUGCAAACAAUAUGACGUGACUAUGGCAAAUAACUGCAGUGGAACAGGAACGCGAAAAAA
Cinara cedri is the source of this 21022-nucleotide messenger RNA. The record is from the annotation of a GenBank genome assembly. NCBI's taxonomy places the organism in Eukaryota, Metazoa, Arthropoda, Insecta, Hemiptera, Aphididae.